Molecule: messenger RNA, 2223 nt
Organism: Salarias fasciatus (jewelled blenny)
Lineage: Eukaryota; Metazoa; Chordata; Actinopteri; Blenniiformes; Blenniidae
Gene: treh
Product: trehalase (brush-border membrane glycoprotein)
Exons: 15
Coding region: 45-1781 (578 amino acids)
Biological process (GO): trehalose catabolic process
Molecular function (GO): alpha,alpha-trehalase activity
Source: RefSeq, a predicted model, not a curated record
GCUCUCGGUCCUGCCAGCACUGCCGCGUUGCUUCACAGCUGAAAAUGAAGAGCUUAACGCUGUUUCACGUCUCCUUCAUUGCUGUUUUUGUCUGUGCCAGUGGUUUUCUGUCCCCACCGUGUAACAGUGGAGUUUACUGCACAGGGCCCAUCCUGCAUCAUGUACAAAGUGCCAAACUGUUCGCCGAUGACAAGUACUUUGUUGACAUGAAGCUCAAGGCGUCUCCUGAUGUCGUUUUGUCGGCUUUUCACAACCUUUCCGAAAGGUUUCCUGACACCAUUCCGCCAGUCGAGCUUGAGAACUUCCUCAGUGUGUACUUUGACAAACCAGGGACGGAGUUUGAGGAGUGGACGCCAUCAGACUGGAAAGAAAAGCCGGAGUUCCUCAGUAAAAUCACAGAUCAUAAACUGCGUGACUGGGCAGCCAAGAUCCACGAUCUGUGGAAGCUUCUUGGCAGAAAGAUCCGCAGUGAAGUCCGAGACCACCCGGAGCUCUACUCUCAGAUUUACGCCCCUCAUCCCGUGGUCGUGCCGGGCGGCCGAUUCAGGGAACUCUACUACUGGGACUCCUACUGGGUCAUCAACGGGCUCCUGCUGUCCGAGAUGACGGACACGGCCUACGGGAUGAUUCAGAACUUCCUGCACCUCGUCAACAGAUAUGGCUUUGUUCCAAACGGUGGGCGGAUUUACUAUGAAAGGCGCAGUCAGCCUCCAUUCCUCACUCUAAUGGUGGAGAGCUACUAUCAAGCAACCAAGGAUAAAGAGUUCCUCAGAGCAGCUUUACCGGUUCUGGAGGAGGAGUACCGCUUCUGGAUGCAGAACCGCUCGGUGACUGUCGAAGUCAACGGGACGGAACACGUACUGAACCGGUUUAACGUUGGAGUGGGAUCUCCGAGGCCCGAGUCUUACACAGAUGAUGUGGAAUUAGCCGAAGGACUCCCGGACGACCAGAAAGAGCAGCUGUGGAUAAAUCUGAACUCGGGUGCAGAGUCUGGCUGGGACUUCUCCUCCCGCUGGUACGUGGACGGCGCCGGCCACAACAACGGCACCCUGAGAGACACGCGCACCGGCCACAUCCUGCCCGCCGACCUCAACGCCCUGCUGUGCCGCAACGAGAGGACGCUGGCCUCGUUCCACCGGCUGCUGGGUGACGGUGACUCAGCGGCGCUGUACGAUCGGGCCGCGGCUCGCAGACUGGAGGCGGUGGAGGCCGUGCUGUGGGACGCCGAGAAGGGAGCCUGGUUUGACUACAGCCUGCUGACGCACGCCAAGCACUCCCAGUUCCACCCCUCCAACCUGGCGCCUGUUUGGGCGCAGUGCUAUUCUCGGCCCGAGAUGGGCGAGCAGGCCGUGCAGUAUCUGAAGGGGAGCGGCGCUCUCCGGUUUCCCAACGGAGUCCCGACGUCACUGAGCGACUCCGGGCAGCAGUGGGACUAUCCCAACGCCUGGCCCCCUUUGCAGCACAUGCUCAUCGAAGGGUUAUCCAAGCUUCCCUCUGAGGAUGCGAAGCAGCUCUCAUUUGAUUUGGCCCAGCGCUGGAUCAAGACCAACUGGUUGGCCUACGUCAACUACGGACACAUGUAUGAGAAAUACGACGUGAACGGAGAUGGCAAACCUGGCGGUGGAGGAGAAUAUGAAGUUCAGCUCGGUUUCGGUUGGACCAACGGCGUUGCCCUGCAGCUCCUGGACCAGUAUGGGGCGACGCUCACCUCGGGAAGCUGGGGUGUGUGUCCAGGCUUCCUGCUGCCGCUGCUCCUCUCGGCCGCCGUCAUGCUCCGCUGAAUCAGAGGUGUCAGGAAAACAAAAAACCUGAAGUUUGGGUUUUAUUAUCCAGAGUUUCACUUCACUCAGUCCGCUGUUCAACACCAUGAGACUGAAACCGUAUUGACUGAUGUUAUCAGGAUCGCUCUUAUUUGCAGCACAAAUGGGAUGAAAUCUGCUGCAGCUAUUUAAGUAGUUUUCAUAAUAAUUAUAGAUAUAGUCUGUAAUUCGUGCAUCAACACAACUUAUCUCUGAUUUUGUUGUGACAGUCCAAACAUUUCAGCUUCAGAAUGAACAUUUUUACUGAUUUAACUCAUGAAAUGUGAAAUUAUUUAAGAGCAUUUGCUUCCUUAAACUCCCGAAGACACAUUAAGUUAAUCCACGUCAUAUCCGAUGAGAGUGGUCAUAGAAAAUUCCAUGUCAAAUGUCAGAAUAAAUGAAAAUGCUCCUUUUGAGAAGUUUC